CAAUUGGUCAAAAGCAACCUUUGGAGGUGUGUCUAACAGAGAGCCAGGAGUGGCACCUUCCAAUAUAAACUGAACCUUUGGCUGAAGUCCUGCCAUCAACAGGAUCAACUCAGCAACGAUGAGGUGUCUGGUCUUCGUUCUGCUCAUCGGAGCUGCCUUUGCCACGGAGGACGACAAGAUCGUCGGAGGCUAUGAGUGCACGCCCUACUCCCAGCCCCAUACGGUGUCUCUGAACUCCGGCUACCACUUCUGCGGAGGCUCUCUCGUCAAUGAGAACUGGGUCGUGUCCGCCGCUCACUGCUACAAAUCCCGUAUGGAGGUGCGCCUUGGAGAGCACAACAUCAGGGUCACCGAGGGAAAGGAGCAGUUCAUCAGGUCCUCCCGUGUCAUUCGCCACCCCAACUACAGCUCGUACAACAUCGACAAUGACAUCAUGCUGAUCAAGUUGAGCAAACCCGCCACUCUUAAUGAGUACGUGAAGCCCGUGGCUCUGCCCAGCAGCUGUGCCCCCGCCGGCACCAUGUGCAAAGUCGCCGGAUGGGGCAACACCAUGAGCUCCACCGCUGACAGGAACAAGCUCCAGUGCCUCGACAUCCCCAUCCUGUCCGACAGUGACUGUGACAAUUCCUAUCCCGGCAUGAUCACUGACGCCAUGUUCUGCGCCGGAUACCUAGAGGGCGGCAAGGACUCCUGCCAGGGUGACUCUGGUGGCCCCGUGGUGUGCAACGGUGAGCUUCAGGGUGUUGUCUCCUGGGGUUACGGCUGCGCCGAGAAGGACCACCCCGGUGUCUACGCCAAGGUGUGCCUUUUCAACGACUGGCUGGAGCGCACCAUGUCUAUGUACUGAGCUCCUGUGAUCACCUGUGCUUCAGCAUCUUUUACCGCAAGGAAUGCCACAGUACUUUCUCACAAAUGUGCAGAAACUUUCCAUCUUAAUAAACAAAGGUUCCAACUU
Syngnathoides biaculeatus (alligator pipefish) is the source of this 955-nucleotide messenger RNA. Its product is annotated as trypsin-2. Lineage: Eukaryota; Metazoa; Chordata; Actinopteri; Syngnathiformes; Syngnathidae. Gene Ontology annotation, molecular function: serine-type endopeptidase activity. The record is from RefSeq and is a predicted model, not a curated record. The transcript has 6 exons. Gene Ontology annotation, biological process: proteolysis. Bases 119 to 847 code for a protein of 242 amino acids.